AUGGGGGAACCAGCCCGGUCCUCCGUGGCCCAAGUAGCGGCUCCCAGAGGAGUGGGUGGGUCAGGCUCUUCCCGGGACCGCCGGGGCCGGGACCUCUCGCUCUGCCAACUCCCGCCGGGUGCGCGACCCCCGGUUCCUCCCGGUGCUACCGGGACUCCUGACCCAGUUCCUCCCGGUGCUACUGGGACUCCUCAUCCCAUGCACCUCCCAGCGCCACGCGGGAUCCCCGACUCGGCUCCCCCCGGUGCCACCGGGUACCCACAAGGGGCAGUCCCGCACAGCGCACACCGCCCGGUCCCUUCCAUUGGGACCCCUGACUCUCGCCGGUGCCACCGGGGCUUCCUUCGGACACGCGAGCCCCGGCUCCACCAGGACGCGCGACCCGGCUGCCCGUGGUGCUACUGGAACACCCGACCACAUCCACCUUGCAGGACACCCACUGCCCUAAUCCACCGGUGCCACGGCGAUGCCCGACCCAGAAACCCUCGGCGACACCCAACACGCCCAAUCAACCCCUCCGGUGCCACCCGCGACGAUGGCUCCCGUUCCCCCGGUGCCACCGGGACACCCAACUCCGUGCACCUCCCGGUGCGCUCAGCCCGCCCCCGCUGCCAGCGCGACCCCCGGUGCCCCCCGCCUGCUCCCCGCAUCCCGGUGCCGCCCGUACCCGGUGUUGGCAUCCCCGGAGCCCCCUCGGUGUCGGUAUCUUCAGUGCCCCCAUUCCCGGUGUCCCCCACGAAGCCGGGCUCCCCGGUGGUCUCCCCGCCCCACAUCUUCCCAGCCGGUACCCUCCGGUACUACCCCGCUACUCCAUUGGUAUCUCCUGGUACCAACCCCAUAGACUUCGGUACAGGUCGGUACCGUUCCUUGCGGUACCCGCCGGUAUCCACUCCCGGGGACAACCGGGGGUUUUGGGGGAUCUGGCCCGCUGUGCCCGGGGUUGGCAGCGCCGUUAGUGCUGCCCCGAUAGUGCCCCUGCAGCGGCAGAGGCCCCCGGCCCGGUCCCACCGGGAACUGGAGCCACCCUGGGGUCCCGGGAGCGCAGCCGGGGCCGGGGGUGCUGCCGGGACCUCGGUACCGGGACCCUGCCUGGCCUCACAAAACCCCCGGCCCUGUGAGGAUCAGGGGGUGUGGGGGCAGCCGGACACCGGAGGGGCCCGGAGGGCGCACGGGGGUACCAGAGGUGGCGGCCCGGGGCGGGCGCCGUCGCUGCCUCCUCCCGCUGCCCGUUACCUCACUCCGGCCCCGCUCCUGCUCUCGCCCGCCCCCGACGGGGUUCCGUGA
Molecule: messenger RNA, 1284 nt
Organism: Catharus ustulatus (Swainson's thrush)
Lineage: Eukaryota; Metazoa; Chordata; Aves; Passeriformes; Turdidae
Product: basic proline-rich protein-like
Exons: 3
Coding region: 1-1284 (427 amino acids)
Source: RefSeq, a predicted model, not a curated record